Messenger RNA from Colletotrichum gloeosporioides, 732 nucleotides. Its product is annotated as Oxidase ustYa. NCBI's taxonomy places the organism in Eukaryota, Fungi, Ascomycota, Sordariomycetes, Glomerellales, Glomerellaceae. The record is from RefSeq and is a predicted model, not a curated record. Gene Ontology annotation, biological process: mycotoxin biosynthetic process. Bases 1 to 732 code for a protein of 243 amino acids. The transcript is spliced from 3 exons.
AUGGAGUAUUCUAAGAUCGAGAAAUAUCCCCGUUCGCCGUUGUCAUCGUUGUCGUUAGAAAAGGCUUUCGCACAGCCUGAGCGCGAGAUGCACAAUCUGCUUGAGCACAAGGCGGGGUCUGGCAGAGCCAGAUGGUCUCCGAGACUAUCUAUCGCGCUCUCCUCAUCCGUCUUGCUUAACAUAGCGCUCAUCGCUGCUCUAGCAAUCAUUCUGCGGGGACGUCAUGGGCCGAGCCGGCCUUCUUGGAUGCCGCCAGAGAGGGUAGACGAGCACAUCUUUCUGUCCCAACCAAUAUUUGGCCAGGGGCCCAAUGUCACAACCGAGGACAGAUGGGCUAUGUUAAUGCCAAAAGGCAAUGGCUGGAUCAAUGUGACGGUAGACGAUGGCGUGCUGCCAUAUAUGCCAGGGCUAGACCGUUCCUUGCCUGAGCAAAAGGCACGCCUGUCCGUCUUCCACCAACUGCAUUGCCUGCACAUUGCAAGAGAUGCCUUCGUCCACGCGCGGGACGGACAUCUGGAAAGGGUCCGUGUGGACCACCUUUCUGACUGCUGGGACUAUCUGCGACAGGGCAUCAUGUGCGCGGGCGACGCGACACUCGAAUGGAAGCAGGCCAACGCGAGUGGCGGCGAAGGUUGGGGAUAUCAGCACAUUUGUAAAGACUACACGCUGCUAUUCAUGUUUGCCGAGCAGUAUCGCGCAACGGAGGAGCACUCGUUCCGUGGCGAGUAUUGA